AAAAGUAUGUCCAAGCCUUCUAUUUUGAUAAUAGAACCAUUUUAUGGUGGUAGCCAUAAACAGUUAAUAGAUACAUUAAUUGAAUGUUUAAAUGUAACGGACUAUGAAAUCUUUAGUCUUCCGGCAAAGAAAUGGCAUUGGCGUGCACGCACUGGGGCAUUAUAUUUUUCACAAGUGAUACCACAAAAUCAUGAGUACAAAAUUUUGUUCUCUUCGUCGGUACUGAAUUUAGCGGAGCUAUUGGGAUGUCGCCCCGAUUUAAAUGUUUGCAAGAAAAUUGUCUACUUCCAUGAAAAUCAAUUGGUAUAUCCUGUUCGAGAAGUGAAGGAAAGAGAUUGUCAAUAUGGUCUCAAUCAAAUUAUGACAUGCCUUGCCGCCGAUAAUGUAAUAUUCAAUUCCAAUUUUAAUCGCACAUCAUUUUUGGAUAAUAUCCAGCCAUUUCUUAAUAUCCAACCCGAUUUGAAGUUGAAACAUCUGCGUGAAAAAAUCGAAAAGAAAUGUGAAGUAAUAUAUUUUCCCAUAAAAUUCCAUGCAUUUCCGAAUAAACGCCUAAUUGUGGGUGGAGAUGUACAAAUGAAUACUCUGACGACAGAAAAUGCCAAUGAUUGUUUGCAUUUAAUAUGGCCACAUCGUUGGGAACAUGAUAAAAAUCCCAAACUGCUAGUUGAGGUUUUGCUGGAAUUAAAUAAACGGCAGGUGGAUUUUAAAGUUACAAUAUGUGGUGAAACAUAUCACACUUCACCGGAGGCAUUUGAAGGUUUGCAGGAUAAGCUGGGAUCGAAAUUAAUCAAUUUUGGUUUCUUGUCACGUGAUAAAUAUGUUAAGACACUGCUGGAUGGUGAUGUGGUUAUAUCGACGGCGGGUCAUGAAUUUUAUGGGGUGGCCAUGCUUGAGGCCACAUACUGCGGUUGUAUGCCCAUUGCCCCCAAUAAACUGGUCUAUCCUGAACUAUAUCCCAAAGAAAAUCUCUACAAUACUUCCAAUCAACUUAUAAAAAUGCUUUACAAUUGGUGCCGUAAUCCAGCUUUGUUUCGUAAACAACGUGAGAAAUUUUUUGAAUAUUUUACAUUUGAUCGUUAUUCGGCCCAACAUUUGGUUCCCAAAUAUUUGGAGAAAUUACGUUAUUAG
Musca vetustissima is the source of this 1128-nucleotide messenger RNA. Its product is annotated as glycosyltransferase-like domain-containing protein 1-like. Gene Ontology annotation, molecular function: glycosyltransferase activity. Bases 7 to 1128 code for a protein of 373 amino acids. The transcript has 4 exons. NCBI's taxonomy places the organism in Eukaryota, Metazoa, Arthropoda, Insecta, Diptera, Muscidae. The record is from RefSeq and is a predicted model, not a curated record.